AUGACCUCGCGUCUGGUGCUGGUCAUUGGCGACCUCUUCAUACCGGAUAGGGCUCCAUUCAAGAAACUCCUUACUCCGGGAAAGAUCGGUCAGAUUCUAUGUUUAGGCAACCUCACAGACCGUAACACCUUCGAGUUUCUGCGGUCGAUCGCCCCCGACCUGCAGAUGGUGAAGGGUGACUUCGACGUCGACUCGCCCGGCCUUCCUCUCUCCAAAGUUGUCACCCAUGGCAGUCUCCGCAUCGGCUUCACCCAUGGCCACACCAUCAUUCCCCCGGGCGACGCUGAUGCGUUGCUCAUCGCGGCUCGUCAGAUGGAUGUAGAUAUCCUGCUUUGGGGAGGAACACAUCGCUUUGAGGCCUUUGAGAUGGAAGGCCGUUUUUUCGUCAACCCGGGAAGUGCUACUGGGGCCUUCAGCACCGGGUAUUGGCCCGAAGGGGAGGAACCAAUUCCCAGCUUCUGCUUGAUGGAUGUCCAAGGAGAUGUGCUGGUGCUCUAUGUCUACCAGCUCAAGACCGACGCAAAUGGAGCAGAGACGGUAGCAGUCGAGAAAGUGUCGUUCCGCAAGCAAGGCGUCACGACGUCAUGA
Messenger RNA from Rasamsonia emersonii CBS 393.64, 588 nucleotides. Its product is annotated as Vacuolar protein sorting 29. The coding region runs from base 1 to 588 and encodes 195 amino acids. Gene Ontology annotation, cellular component: retromer complex; endosome. NCBI's taxonomy places the organism in Eukaryota, Fungi, Ascomycota, Eurotiomycetes, Eurotiales, Trichocomaceae. The transcript is spliced from 3 exons. The record is from RefSeq and is a predicted model, not a curated record. Gene Ontology annotation, biological process: retrograde transport, endosome to Golgi; intracellular protein transport.